AAAUCAUUUUUAUGUAAAAUAAAAUGCCAUACUUUUCAUGGUUACAGCUUCUCAAAUGUGAGGAUUUGCUGCUUUUCCUUAAUCAUUUUGAAAUUUGGACUUCUGCUUGGACAAAACAAGCAAUGUGAAACAGUGGAUUUUGGGUAAUUGUGACUUUUUGCUUAGUUUCUGUAAUUAUGAAAACCAAACAAUCAGUGAAUUAAUUGAGAAAAUAUUCAAGAGAUUAAUUCAUAAUGAAAAUAAUGAAAAAGUAUUGUGCUCACAUUAAUGUAUGAGCAAUAAUAAUAUAAUGAUGUUAUAGCCUAAAUAACAAUAUACCACUUAUACAGGCCACCUUUUAAAAAAAAAUUUUUUUUUUUUUUUUAAUUUUUACCUUUAAUAGUCCUUUUCAGUUUGCAACAACAACAACAAAAAAGUUAAUUUAAAAGUACUGAAAUAUCAUCAGGAAAAACAGGAAAAACUGAAAGUAAAAGUGCUCAUUAUGUAGACUUGUCAAUAUCAGUGUGUUACAGCAUAUACUGUAUGCUGUAUAUUAUAUUCAAUACAUAAUGGAUUAACAUGUAAGAAGCACUUCAGUGUUGUAGCUGAUUGGGCUGACAUAAAUUACUACAAGACAGUUGUGUAAAUAAUCUUGUAACAAAUUAUCAGAUCUUAUUAGCUGAUUAUAGAAUGUGUCAAAUCAGAAUUAAAUAAUACAAAUAAUAAUCAUAUUAUAGAAUAGUAUAAUAAUAAUAAUUCCCUUUGUAAUGUAGAGGAGGAAAAGUAUAAAAUGGCAUGCAUUGCUCAAACAAAAUACAAGCACUCAGAACAUCAGAACAUUACUUAAAUACAAUAACUUGAGUAAAUGUACUUUAAAAUAAAAUGCCCCAUUUGCUCACAUUGUAAAUUUAGGGGAACUCAAGUGUUUGUGUUGUCAGUGCCCCCGUGUGGUAAGAUUAACUAAUUGUUAUUCUCUGCUUCACCUCCAUGCUCCGGCCUCUUCCACUAGGAGGGAGCAAAGUCAUUUACCAUGCUGUAUGCCCGCUUUAAGUGCUGUCGGAAAUCCGAAGUUCCUUUGAAAUUAGGGUCAGAGUGGACGGUAUAAGCGAUGAGACUGCCAGCUUAAUAGACACAUUGCCACAACUUCAAACAUCGAUGCAUCUAAAAUCUACCUCAACGGUUUUGUUUUGUACAAACUAUUGCGGGAAAUAGGAGGAACCGUUGAAGGCAGCAGUACUAUUCUUUUUUCCAUCCACUUUUUAUGCGAAGGAAAAUGUUCUUUUCAACAUGUAAGCUGUUCAGAUGUUCUCCAAACUCUAAGCUUGAGGAGUUUGUAACAAAGUAACACGUGAGAAACAAGAAACAGGUCCCAAACAGUCUGAUUUCAAUUCUUAUGAGUUUCCUGUGCAGUGUCCAGCUGAGGAAACGGGACCGCCCCGUAUUGACUUGUACUGCCCCUCUUUCCGUACUUUGGCUGCUGCCGUCCGGCCCAGCCCCUCCGGAGGGGAGGAGAAGACUGACUAAACGCCACUUUUAUUGCGCUGUCAUGUUUCACAAGGAGUUGAGAGGCUCCCAGACCGCCUGACAACAUCACUUCAUGGGUGCACUUAAAGCCUGAGUACGGAGAGCCUCCCCCUCCUCCUCCUCCUAACCUUUUUUUUUUUCCCAAGUUUGCUUCUCCUCACAAGGCAGCUCCCUCUUGGUUUUUGAUACUCAGUGUCGUUUUCAUGGGUGAACAUCUUCUUUUGUACUCUCUGUAGUAUCUCUCGGUGCAAAUCCUAACUGGUCUGUCAAGAUGCAGCUCCGCACGGUCCUUGACGUGAAUGUUGUGGAUGUGCAGAAGAGAAGGAAUCCCUCCAAACACUAUGUGUACCUCAUCAAUGUCACUUACUCCGACUCCACCUCCCACAUCAUCUACAGGAGAUACAGCAAAUUCUUUGACCUACAGAUGCGAAUCCUUGACAAAUUCCCAAUUGAAGGAGGACAGAAGGACCCUAAAAAGAGGAUUAUUCCUUUUUUGCCAGGUAAAGUCUUGUUUCGCCGAAGUCACAUCAGAGAUGUAGCCGUCAAAAGGCUGAAACACCUGGAUAAUUACUGCAAAGCUCUGAUGAAACUUCCUUCCCAGAUUUCCCAAAGUGAGGAGGUCCUGAAAUUCUUUGAGACCAAAUCAGAGGACCUCAACCCUCCCACAGAAGACUGUGGAGGCUCUGGCAAACGUAAAUCAGGUCUGGAUGCUUCCGAUCCCAUGCUCCUGGAACAAUAUGUGGUGGUGGCCAAUUACGAGAAACAAGAGCCUGCCGAAAUCAGCCUUCAAGCGGGGGAGGUGGUCGACGUCAUUGAAAAGAGUGAGAGUGGUUGGUGGUUUGUCAGCACUGCAGAGGAGCAGGGUUGGGUCCCUGCUACAUAUCUCAACUCCCACAGCGGCACACGGGAUGACUUGGAGCUGGGCGCCUCAAAAGCUGGGGAAGUUACUAAGCGGCAUAAGGCUCAUCUGAAGAGGCUGGACCGGAGAUGGACGUUGGGGGGUGUCAUCAGCAGGCAGCAGAGCCGAGAAGAGAAGUACGUAACAGUCCAGCCGUAUUCCAGCCAGGGCAAGGAUGAAAUUGCUUUCGAGAAAGGAGUCAUUGUGGAGGUGAUUCAGAAGAACCUGGAAGGCUGGUGGUUUAUCAGGUAUCAGGAUAAAGAGGGCUGGGCUCCAGCCUCUUACCUAAAGAAGGUGAAGGAUGACUUCUCUCCCCGCAAGAAGACUGUUACAGGCCCAGUGGAGAUAAUUGGAAACAUCAUGGAGAUCAGUAAUCUGCUUAACAAGAAAGCCUUGAGUGAGAAGGAUGUGCAGACUGAAGGUGUCCCAGAGAGCCCCCAGGUGGCCAAGAAGGAGAUCAGCUUGCCAAUCCCCUGUGCUGAUUCCCCACAGGAUGGAAAAAGCAAAGCAGAGCCUGCUUCACCAGCGAUAGCCCGCAUUGCCCCUCAUCGGGUGGAAAUUGGUUCCCCAGUUCUUAGGCAAAAACCUCCUCCUCGAAGAGAUGCAACCCUGGGAUUUCAGUUGCCCUCCCCUCCAGAGCCCCCUACAGUCGAAGCAGAGUAUUACACCAUUGCAGAUUUUCAGUCCUGUAUAUCUGAUGGUAUCAGUUUCAAUGGAGGACAGAAAGCAGAGGUCAUUGAGAAGAACUCUGGUGGUUGGUGGUAUGUCCAGAUAGGAGAGAGGGAGGGCUGGGCUCCCUGUUCCUACAUUGAUAAACGUAAAAAGCCCAAUCUGAAUCGCAGAACAAGCACUCUUUGCCGACCUAAAGUUCCACCCCCAGCUCCGCCUGUCAAAAAACAAGACUCAGUGGAGACUGCACCUCCCAGCAGCCCUGGGUCUGAAGCUCCAGAGUCCCCUGUGUCUCCUGGGAGGCCGGUGUAUGAAGAGCCAGAAUAUGAUGUUCCUGCCAUUGGUGAUCUCGACCUGGAGUCUGAGUUUGAGUUUCUGAGAGGAGAAGGUUCCUUGGUAGAUGGAAAGAAUGAGGACACUUCCUCUGAGAAAGGAUCCCAUCUGUCCUCCAAGCCCUCUCCAGCUUCGUCACUCCAUAGUGCCUCCUUCAAGAUGGGUGAGUCAUUUGAAGAUGGCCAUGAGGCAGAAGGGGAGGCGGAGGGAGAGGAAGAGUGUAUCUAUGAGAAUGACGGCUUUCGGCCCUUCAGAGAGACCCCGGAGAGGCAGUGCAGUAGGGACUCAAAUUCCUCCAAGACAAGUGUCUUGUCAGAAACUGGCAAGACUGCAAACCCAAGUUCAGGUUUAUGGAGACCUGCAGGAAACAAGCUCAAGAUCGACUUGAAUGGGAGCCCAUUUUCAACUAAAGCUGAGGAGGCAUCCAGUCCUAAAUCUGCCUCCACGGAGUCCACCCCAGAUCUGCCCAGACCAAAGAAAGACCAAGAGGAAAACAAGGCAUCCUCUCCCACCAAGUCCUCCUGUAAACUAAAGCCAGUGGUGAGGCCUAAACCACAACUUGCCAAGGCCUCCAGUGCUGAAAAGAUGGACAUAAGCACCUUGAGAAGACAGCUGCGGCCAACAGGGCAGUUGAAGAAUGGCACCAAAACUAAAGGUGAGGACUCUGAGACAGCUUCAGUCAUCUCCUCCGAGGACUCCUUCUCUUCUCAGAGCACAUCCGAUCUCUCCUCCAUCUAUUCUAAAGGCAGCCGGGGAGACUCUGACCUGGAAGGGUGCACCCUGUAUCGCACCACAGAUCCUUAUGAGAAAGUCCAAGAAUCUGAGGUCAGUUUCCCUGCUGGAGUGGAGGUGGAAGUUCUAGAGAAGCAGGAGAGUGGCUGGUGGUAUAUCCGCUGGGGAGAUGCAGAGGGUUGGGCUCCAACUUACUACCUGGAGCCAGUAAGGCAACAAGAUGACAUGGCAGGGUCUGAAUCUGAUGGCACCCCAACUAAACCUGGAAGCCUCAGCAAGUCCAACAGCCUGGAGAAGAAUGAACAAAGGGUGCAGGCCUUGAACAACAUCAACCAAAACCUAAAAAAGGUCACCCCACCCAUCCCCUCAAAGCCUCCAGGUGGCCUCUCCAAACCCUCGGGCUUGUUCGGUUCACGGAAGCAGAAUAACACCAAACAGCAGCAGGUUGUCAGGCCUCAGUCUGUCUUCAUAUCAGCCCCACUCAGGGAUGGUCCCAGCCCUGUUGGCUCUCUCAGGAGAAAUGAGUCCCUCAACUCCACAGACCACCCUCGUGCGAGCCCCACAGUGCGUCGCAAUGCCUCCUUCGGCACUGUGCCACACAGCCUGGUAUCAAACAACAUAGCACUACCCACCAGGAACAGAUCUGGUACUGGUAGUUCUGAAUCACUUGGCCUCAGCUCCCAGAAGAAUGCACUCCCUGUAUCCACAGUGAAACCUAAGCCCCACAUCAUCCAUAACAACUUGAGAGAGGUGUAUGUCUCCAUAGCAGAUUACCAUGGUGAUGAGGAGACCAUGGGAUUUCCUGAGGGGACAAGUCUGGAGGUCUUGGAAAGAAAUCCCAACGGAUGGUGGUACUGCAAGGUUCUGGACAAUGGCAGACCAAGGAAAGGAUGGGUUCCCUCAAAUUACCUCGAGAAAAAGCACUAGCACUCAUGUGUGGAGCUGGCAGAACUCUGAGCAUGCGUGUAAAGACUACUCAAACAGAUGCAUUUAUUUUGUGAAAAAGGCUAACCCUAAGACAUUAAAUAAGGAUUGAAAUCUUACCCGGUACCUUUGCCAAAAUGAGCAGCCAGAUCAAAUUGUGACUUUGAAAUGAAAUGAGACAAUAAGUCUACAUGAAACAGUGCCCGAGACGUUGCAUCAGAGGCAAUAUAUUGGGACUUAGUGACACAGACAAAGAGAACACCAGAAAGCGGAAGAAUGAUUUAGUGCUAUUCUUCAGUGGUUACCUUUAACUUGAAAUAAGGUGUCAUUUUGUGUCCACUCCUUGAACCUUUCUCUGUAAGUUUAUAAUGUAUUUUUUUAAAAACUUUUUAAGCAUUUAAAGCUUACUGCAUGUUUGAAAUGAUUCAUUAUACUGACGAUGCCUUGAGCUGUUGAAAUUAAACCCUCUUCUUCUCCUGUCUUUACAGAAAAUCUCAGUUGUUGGCAAAGCUGCUUUGUGUUAGUCUCAUUUUGGUGCUGUCUGUUUGCAUGUUUUUAUAUCUCUUUAUACUGUAUGUCACCUUUAUGUGAAAUAUUUUAUCCAUUUAAUUGUGUAAUUUUGUCCUAAUGAAACAACUUGUGAGCAUCUCUGAUUAUCACAGUAUUUUCUAACAAUCCCAGAUGGUCUUCUCUGAAACUUAUAGCUUUAAAGUGUUUUAUUGGUUUAAUUUCAGGCUACUUAUCCAAAUUUAAAUUUCCCUCAUGUCAAUAAAAAUCAUAUUUAUUCAUUACUUAAAUAUCAUAUUAUUACUUAUUUUAUUUUAUUAUGUUUUGUACUGUUUUUUUUUUUAAAUCACAUCUGCUUAAACAUUUCUAAGAACUGCUCUUUCAAUCAUAACAUUUAGAAUUUCUGCUGGGCAGUAAAUUUGACAUUAACUCUCGCUGCAGUAGUACUGGGAUGCUCACUUUUGUUUUUUGUUAACUGUGUGACCAGUGAUAACUGAAGUGCCAAAAGAAUGAAUUAAAUAAAUGCACUUUUGAACAAUUA
Molecule: messenger RNA, 6107 nt
Organism: Lates calcarifer (barramundi perch)
Lineage: Eukaryota; Metazoa; Chordata; Actinopteri; Centropomidae
Product: SH3 and PX domain-containing protein 2A
Exons: 14
Coding region: 1775-5062 (1095 amino acids)
Biological process (GO): superoxide anion generation
Molecular function (GO): phosphatidylinositol binding; superoxide-generating NADPH oxidase activator activity; protein binding
Source: RefSeq, a predicted model, not a curated record